Molecule: messenger RNA, 954 nt
Organism: Diceros bicornis minor
Lineage: Eukaryota; Metazoa; Chordata; Mammalia; Perissodactyla; Rhinocerotidae
Product: olfactory receptor 7G2-like
Exons: 1
Coding region: 1-954 (317 amino acids)
Biological process (GO): G protein-coupled receptor signaling pathway
Cellular component (GO): membrane
Molecular function (GO): olfactory receptor activity; G protein-coupled receptor activity
Source: RefSeq, a predicted model, not a curated record
AUGCAACCCAGAAAUCACACAGAUGUUUCAGAAUUCCUUCUCUUGGGAUUGACAGAUGAUCCAGAACUGCAGCCUCUCCUCUUCAUUCUAUUCCUGACCAUGCUCCUAGUCACCAUCGUGGGAAACCUACUCAUCAUCCUGACUGUCAUCUCUGACUCUCACCUGCACACCCCCAUGUACUUCUUUCUCUCCAAUCUGUCCUUUAUUGACAUCUGUUUAAGCACAACCACGAUCCCACAAAUGUUGAUGAACAUACAAGCACAUAAUCGGAGCAUCACUUAUACAGGCUGCCUUACACAGGUUUACUUUGUCCUGGUUUUUGCUACUUUGGAAAAUUUUCUUCUUGCAAUUAUGGCCUAUGACCGCUAUGUGGCCAUUUGCCACCCGCUGAGGUACACAGUCAUCAUGAACUCCCGCUUCUGUGGACUGCUCAUUCUCUUCUCCUUAUUCGUUAGCAUUGUGGAUACUCUCCUCCACAGUCUUAUGGUGUUGCAGCUGAUCUUCUGCACAGACCUGGAAAUCUCCCUCUUCUUCUGUGAAGUUGUUCAGGUCAUCAAGCUUGCAUGUUCUGAUACCCUCAUCAAUAACAUCCUGCUAUAUUUUGCAACUAGCAUAUUUGGUGGUAUUCCUGUGUGUGGAAUCAUUUUCUCUUAUAUUCAAAUAGUCUCCUCUUUUUUGAGAAUGUCAUCAGUGGGUGGAAAGUAUAAAGCUUUUUCCACCUGUGGUUCUCACCUCUCAAUUGUAUCCUUAUUCUAUGGGACUGGUUUGGGAGUGUACAUUAGUUCUGCUCUUACUAACUCUUCCAGGAACACUGCAGUGGCUUCAGUGAUGUACACUGUUGUCCCUCAAAUGCUGAACCCCUUCAUCUACAGCCUGAGGAACAAGGACAUGAAAGUAGCCUUGAGAAAACUCAUUAAUAAGAUACCAAUGAUUUUUCAAGAGUGUAUUGUCUAA